Patiria miniata (bat star) is the source of this 8877-nucleotide messenger RNA. RefSeq names its product ryanodine receptor 2-like. Gene Ontology annotation, cellular component: sarcolemma; calcium channel complex; sarcoplasmic reticulum membrane. NCBI's taxonomy places the organism in Eukaryota, Metazoa, Echinodermata, Asteroidea, Valvatida, Asterinidae. Gene Ontology annotation, biological process: calcium ion transmembrane transport. Gene Ontology annotation, molecular function: protein binding; ryanodine-sensitive calcium-release channel activity. The record is from RefSeq and is a predicted model, not a curated record.
CUAGCUACAUCCCUCCCCUGAUGUACAGCAGGCUACAUGCGAAGACUUGUAUCAGACGGCAUUUAUACGCAUACCGCAUUCUCCAAAUAUUUGACAUUUCCUUCGAGAAGGAUCAUACUGUACUUGACUGCAGCCUCCAUUGCCGGUGCGAAUGUCUAGGACGGCCGGCCGUCUACGUCAUUUUCUCCCUGUAUGUAACCUGUGAUAGAGAAAACAGUCCAGCUUGUAUUGUUUUUGAGUUUGCUCUGCAGCGCAGUCAGCAUCAACGUACCGAUGGGCAGAUAGGAUUUUUAGCAAGCAGUUUGGUGAGGAAUCGUUAAGUACUCAGAGGUGACUGCUCCAAGAUACACGGUCAUUGUAGGAUUAUAACCAGUGUGAUGGGAAGAUGACUUCUGCAGCAGAUGUAGAAGACGAGGUCUCCUUUUUGAGAACAGGCGAUCAACUGUGCCUUGUGUGUUCCAGUCAGAGUAAGAGCAAAGAUGGCGCCUCGUCCCAUGUCCUGCUGGCCGGGGAGGGCUUCGGCAGUAGGAGAUGUUUCCUUGAGGAUGCUAGCAAUACGAGCGUUCCACCCGAUUUGUCCAUCUGUAUGUUUGUACUGGAGCAGGCAUUCUCCGUCCGAGCCCUUCAAGAGAUGGUCAUGUCCGACACCGUGGAGGCGGGUAUCCAAGCAGGGCAUCGAACCCUUCUCUAUGGCCACGCAAUUCUACUUCGUCAUAGCCUUAGUAAUAUGUACCUUGCAUGUUUAUCGACCGUCUCGUCUUCUGACAAGCUAGCUUUUGAUGUCGGCCUUCAGGAGUCCCUCGAAGGAGAGACUUGUUGGUGGACCAUCUAUCCAGCGUCAAAACAAAGGUCAGAAGGAGAGAAAGUCAGGGUGGGAGACGAUCUCAUACUGGUCAGUGUGUCAUCAGAAAGAUACCUGCAUCUUUCACCAGAGAAGAAGCAACAACCUCCCAGGGUGCAAGCCUCCUUCCAGCAGACGCUAUGGACGGUGGCUCCCAUCAGCUCCGGUGGUGUCAAGACAAAAGCAAUGGGGUUCCUGAACGGCAUGGACGUCCUGAGGUUCGCUCACGGCCACUUGGACGAGUUCCUCACCGUGCCGCAGUCUGGUUGCCAGGAGGAUGACCGCAUCAGUGAGGUAUCCUACGAGACAGGUGCUGUGUCCUCAUUUGCAAGAUCCCUGUGGCGGAUGGAACUGCUCGCCAAAAAAUGGAAUGGCAGCUAUGUAUCCUGGGGCCAGGACUGCCGAAUUAGACAUGUCACAUCAGGGAAAUAUCUAUCAGUGUCGAGCGAAGGAGACAACGAUGUGUGCAUAGUGCCACGGAGAACGGCAGACCUGCCCUCCACCGUGUUCUGUCUUCAACAAUCAAAGGAGGAUACUGGACAUAGCAACAACAAGCACGAACAAGGCAUGGGAACUGCAGAGAUCAAAUAUGGCGACUCUACGGUGAUAAUCCAGCACAGAGAUACAGGACUGUGGUUAUCCUAUCUGGUGGAGGACAAAUCUGUCGGAGGGGGUCGACCGGUGGAUAGAAAGGUUGUCAUGCAUCCCGAUGGUCACAUGGAUGAUGGGUUCUCGGUGGUCCGCGCCCGGGACGAAGAAUCACGCUCUGCUGUCAUCAUACGCAAGAGCACGUCUCUCUUCCACCAGUUUAUCAGUGCCUUGGAGUCAUUACGGACUGAUGAUGAUGAGCGGAGAGAGUGGGAGAAUUUCUCCCUGGAGUCAGUCACCGACACCUUGCGGGACCUGGUGGGAUACUUUGCACUCCCUGCCGAAGAGAGUGAACACGAGGAGAAGCAGAAGAAGUUGAAGGCUCUCAAGAACAGACAAGACUUGUUCCAUGAAGAGGGUAUGGUCAAGUUGGUCUUGGAAACCAUAGACAAGAUCAGUAUCUACAAGAGCGGCCGUGACUUUGCCACCAUCGCUGGGGAGGAAGCUGGUCAAUCCUGGGAGGACAUCCUCACGUAUCUCUACCAACUCUUAGCUGCAAUGAUUCGAGACAAUCACAACAACUGUGCCCUGUUUGCUCAGGCCAUAAGGCUAGACUGGCUGAUACAGAGAUUGGAGAGCCAGCAGGCGUCGAAAGGUGUACUGGAAGUUCUUCACUGUGUCUUAGUGGGAAGUCCAGAAGCUCUGAACAUCGUCAAAGAGCAACACAUCAAGUCGAUGAUCUCACAGCUGGAGAAACACGGCAGGGACCCCAAGGUGCUGGAUGUUCUGUGUUCACUGUGUGUCGGAAGCGGCGUGGCGGUGCGGGCCAAUCAGAACCUCAUCUGUGACAAUCUGCUGCCCUCGCGUGACCUGCUGCUGCAGACGGCAGUCGUGGAUGAAGUCGCAAGUAUGAGACCCAACAUCUUCGUCGGCCUGUCGGACGGUAACGCCGUCUACAAGAAGUGGUACUAUGAGGUCUCCAUCGGCCAGAUUGAGAGCGCCACACCAAGACCCUUCAAGUUCCGUGUAGGCUGGGCUAACACUAAGGGGUUACCCCUCCCCCGGGGCAGUGAGGGAUGGGGGAGUGUCGGUGUCGGGGACGAUCUCAGCUCCUAUGGGUUCGAUGGUUUGAACCUCUGGACAGGUGGUGACAGCAAGCCAGCCUCGUGGAACGGCAGCCGACCCCUCAUUAAGGGCGACAUCAUCGGUGUCUGCUUCGAUCUGAGCUUGCCCACUAUCCUCUUCCAUGUCAACGGCAAUCCGGUCAAGGCCGCCUUUGAGAACUUCAACCUGGAAGGCAUGUUCUUCCCUGUCCUGAGUCUGACGGCAAACAUCACCGCUCAUAUAAUCUUAGGCGGCAAGCAGGGUCGCUUCAAGUACACGCCCCCGAAGGGUUUCGCUCCCGUCUACGAGUCCCUCAUGCCUAAAGAAGAGCUGAAGAUUGAGAGAUGUUUCUCCAUCGGUGAUCUCAAGGAGGGCAUCAUCACUGGACCCCAGCCCUGCAGGGAUCAGGCUAAUUUUGUACCGGCGCCGGUCGACACACAGAGUGUGGUCCUUCCAGGAUACAUAGAAAUGCUGCGAGACAAACUGGCUGAGAAUGUGCAUGAACUGUGGUGCAUGAACAAGAUAGAAGCCGGCUGGAGCUGGGGACCGGUUCGCUCUGACACCAAGAAGACGCAUCCUUGCCUGACUUUCUUCCACAACAUGACCGAGGAAGAGAAGAACUUUGACAGCACCAUGGCCUAUGAGACAUUGAGAACCUUGAUUGCACUGGGGUAUCACAUCAGCAUUGAUGAGGAAUCGUCAAAGGCAACUCUGAAGAGGCUCCGUCUGCCCAUGAACUACGUCAUGUCCAACGGCUACAAACCCUCCCCCUACAAUCUCUCCACAAUCACCCUGAACCCCAAGAUGGAGAAACUGGUGGAGCUGCUUGCAGAGAAUGCUCACAACGUCUGGGCCAGGGACCGCAUUGGGCAAGGCUGGACCUAUGGACUCUCAGAUGACAACACGUUCAAGCGCAAUCCCCAGUUGGUGCCAUACAGCCAGCUAAACGAUUCUUCCAAGAAACUCAACCGUGACACGGCCAGUGAGACGGUACGGACCAUCUUAGGGUUUGGCUACACACUGGAGGCGCCGCCAGACAACCAGGAAUCUAUCUUCAGAGGUCUUGUGAGGGAACUCUCGGAGAGUAAGCAGACUACGAGAACCUUCCGGGCCGAGAAAACCUACGCAGUCUCCUCUGGCAAAUGGUAUUACGAGUUUGAGGUCCUGACCACCGGUCUGAUGCGUGUGGGUUGGGCCCAUCCUUCCAUCAGUGCUGAGGUUGAUCUGGCUACCACCGGCAAGGCGUAUCUCUUUGAUGGAUUCUUGGCUCGCAAGUGGCACAACGGUUCAGAGAAUUUUGGCAAGACUUGGCGACUGAACGACGUGAUUGGAUGCAUGCUCGAUAUCACACACAGGACAGUCAGUUUUACCCUAAAUGGAGAGUUUCUGACUGACUUCUGUGGCAUGGAGUCAGCCUUCCAAGACAUUGAGAUCGAAGAAGGUUUUGUUCCAGCUUUUACCAUAGCUUCUGGUGAGCAGGCAAAACUCUGCUUUGGCCAGGACUUGAAUGCGCUGAAAUAUUUCACCGUGUGUGGCCUGCAGGAGGGAUACGAGCCAUUCUGUGUGAACAUGAAGAAGACCAUGCCGCUGUGGUACACCAGGCAUCAACCGGUCUUCAAGUCCAUCCAUGAGGAGCAUCCUAACUUGGAGGUCACUCGAGUACCUGCUGGCAUUGAGGGACCACCUUGUCUACGAGUUUCCCACAAGAACUUUGCCUCGGUGGAGAACCAGCCCUUUGAGUACUUCCGUUUGAACAUGCCCGUUGAGUGCCGAGACUUUCCCACAGGAGGGGAGAUUGCAGUGUCCAUACCUGUCCCAAUCUUGAAGGACAAACGGGGCUGGUCCAGUCAGCAGAGCGCAAGUCUAGACCUGAGUGAAACGGACUCCAACGAAGGUAGUAGAAAAGUGACUAACGGCUACCCAAGCAGUGCUGUAGAGAGCGACUCAGAUUUUGACAGUGUCUCCACCCCGCAUCACAGUAGACGCGACCGGCGGAAGGGACUCAUGAAAAUGCCAGAGGUUGUAGAGGUUUUAAUGGAAGAACACCGAGCUGUUGACAUGGAGACCAUGGACUCAGACUCCACCCUCCGCACCGCCAACGGCACCAUGAACGGUACCCACAAGGACAAGCGUAAGGGACCCAGCCUACCCCUGGGUCGCAAGAUCCCCAUGGUUCGUUCCCCGUCCACGGACAGCCCCACUGGGCCCCCCUCGGAAGUCAGCACGGACGUCACUCCCUCCCCCUCCAAGUCCAAACGCGGCAAGUUCGUCAAAAGUGCCAGCAUGGAUGCUUCCAGGGCGCUUGAUGGCAGUGGCGGGACUCAAAACCAGACGCGCUACGCAAACGCAGACGUGGACGGGCGGCGCAGUCCUGGCGCCGAGGUCAUGCGCAAGGGGAAGAGGUUGAAAACUCCGGACGCCUCUCCCCCGGGGACACUGACUCACGAGUACUCGGGGCUGAGUCCACACAGCGACAACACCAGCUCCAUCGGCUCCGAGGGCCAUUCCCGACCCAAGCUCUCCAAACUCUCCUCAAUGGGCUCCAGUUUCGAGAUGUUCAAAUCCGUGGACAUCAUGUCCGACAUCAGCGAGGUCGACUCGAUCGAUGUUGCCAUGGCAACCAAGUACUUCUACGCAGUGCGCGUCUUCCCCGGUCAGGACCCGUCUGAAAUCCACGUGGGCUGGGUGACCCCGGAGUAUCACCAUCACAGCCCGACCUUUGACCCCGCCAAGACCAGGAGCGUCAAAGUCAACUUGAUGAACGAAAACGGCGGCGUGCAGGAUAGGAACGUUACACACCGCACGACGCGUGACAGUGAAAGGGGGCAUGGCCCAAAGAGCACCAAGCACAGUGACUGCUUCAUGAUCUGCGUGGGUGACUUCCUGGACAUGUUGACCAGUCCGGAGGGCCGGAGAGUGACCACAGGCCUGGUCAUUGGCUGCUUGGCUGACACGGCAAGCGGCGAACUGACCUUCUCCAUCAAUAACAGGGAAAUACACACUAGAUACCUGGUUCAGCCCUGCACCAAGCUCUUCCCGGCUGUCUUUGCUCGUCCAACCAGCAAGGAGAUGUUGCAGUUUGAGCUUGGGAGGUCAAAGAAUUGCCUUCCUAUCUCGGCUGCCUGGUUCAAGAGCGACUCCCACAAUCCCGUACCCCAGUGCCCCUCCCGGGUCAAAGUUCAGGUCAUGCGGCCGUGCGUCUGGUCCCGGGCCCCUCACAAGGCCCUGGAUGUCUUGACCCGCAAACACUCGGACAAUGCCGGCUGGAUUGUGUCAUGCAGGACACCAGUUUCCUGGUUGGCUGUUCACAUCCCAGAGGCAAACCGAUGUAUAGACAUUUUGGAGUUGAUUGAAAAUCCAGACUUACUCAAGUUUCAUGCCCAUACCCUGAAGUUGUACAGCGCCGUGUGUUCCCAUGGCAACCAUCAUGUGGCUCAUGCUUUGUGCAGUCAUGUGAAUGAAGACCAGCUGACCUACUGUAUACAGUGUGAAUAUCUGUCCGGUCCUCUGCGAAUGGGCUACCAUGAUCUACUCAUCUCCCUUCAUCUAGCUACUCAUGCCAACGCCAGAUUGAUGACCCAGGAUGAGUUUAUCAUUCCCCUGAUGGCCGCUAACCAACGCUACGAGGAUACCGGGGAAGAAGGCUCCAAUAACAGUUCAUCCAUCAAGAGAGCCCUGAGCACCAGCAAAACAGUCUCCAUCCGACCAGAACAACUCUUCUCUGACGAUGGAUCCAACGUGAACCUCCCCCAUCGUUUGAGCGAGACACGCCCACCGCCCUUUCAACUCAACGCCCUCAAGAAACACGUGAUCAACCUUCUGACCCAGGCAGUCGCCCAUGGAGUGUCCAGCUGCCGGGAUCCUAUCGGAGGAAGUUACAACGACCUCUUUGUACCACUUCUGCGACUGUGUGACAAGUUGCUCGUCAUUGGUGAAUUUGACGAUGAGGAUCUCAAGCAGCUUCUAAUUCUUAUCGAUCCAACGACCUUCGAUGAUAAGUACAAAAAAGGAGUGAGCGAGGGAGUGGGCUUGCUACAGAUGCAGCUAGACGAACCAGUCAAGUUGGAGGUGUGCUACCUCCUGCAACAUCUGUGCGACAGCCAGCUCAGACACCGCGUCGAGUCCAUUGUCAACUUCUCGGAAGACUUUGUAGCCGAAUGCCAAGCUGACCAGUUCAGGCGGUUUAUGGAGGUUAGGAACAACGAUAUGCCACCUAUCAUCGCGGCCAAGAAAACCAAAGAAUUCCGCUCAACUCCACAAGAGCAGAUGCGCAUGCUGGUCUCCUUCAAGGGCAAAGACGACAGCACCAGCCCCUGCCGGGAGGAUCUGCGCGAGGUCCUGGACUCCUUCCACAGCAACCUGGUGACCCACUGUGGAGUCCAUGAGGUAGAGGAGGACGAGCAAGGGAAGGGGGAGAGGUCCUGGCUGGGGAGACUGUUCGGCUGGCUGAUGGGCCACGGCGGGAACCAGUCGGAUAGCAAAGACUUCUUGCAGAAGUUCUCUGGAGAUUCCUUGUCCUAUCUGAUCUCGGAGACCAUGAUCCGAUGGGCUGAGGAGAAGCACGUCAAAGAUGCCUGCUUGGUCAGGGAAAUGUUCAAGCUUCUACACAGACAGUAUGACGGUGUUGGGGAGCUUUGCAGAGCAUUGAACAAGACCUACGUGGUCAGUGCCAUCCAGCGAGAGGACAUUGUGCAUCUCUUGACCUCCCUGGGUCAAAUCAGGUCACUCUUGACUGUCCAGAUGGGGUCAGUAGAGGAAGAUGCACUCAUCAAACACCUGUGGGAGUUAACGGACAACAAAGUCUUCUACCAGCACCCUGACCUGAUGCGGGCCCUGUGCGUCCACGAGACGGUCAUGAACGUGAUGGUCAACGUCCUGGAGAAGCACCAGACGGCUGUCCAGCUGACCACGGGCUGCUGUGACCUGGGUGCAAUGAGGGGAAGCCGCACCCUACCACAUCAAGUCAGCUCGACCUCCACCUCGGCUAAAGUUCAGGACUUCAACCACGAGCUGAUCACGGCCUGCUCGCGAUUCCUCAGCUACUUUGUCCGAACCAGUGGUCGGAACCAGAUGGCCAUUUUUGACCAUCUGAAUUAUUUCCUAGAUCAGAGCGACAUUGGCCUCUCAUAUCCUUCCCUGCGAGGUUCCUGCCCCCUGGACGUCGCUGCAGCGUCACUCAUGGAUAACAACGAGCUGGCCUUAGCACUACGGGAGCAGCACUUGGAGCGAGUGGUGGUGUACUUAUCUACCUGUGGCAUACAGGACAACUCUCGUCUGAUCUCUAUUGGCAAGCCGUCGGUAGGCUGGGAUCCGUUGGAUGGAGAGAGAUAUCUGGACUUCAUGCGCCAUGCUGUCUGGGUCAAUGGAGAAACAGUAGAGGAGAAUGCCAACUUGGUGGUGCGUCUCCUGAUCAGGCAUCCCGAGUGCCUGGGCCCGGCCCUGCGCGGUGAAGGCAAGGGCCUGCUGGCUGCCAUGGAGGAAGCCAUCUUGAUGUCAGACUCGUCGGAGGACAUGUUUGUGACGGGAACACCGGCCAUGGUGGUGGUGAUGGAGGAAGGCGGGGAGAGCCAGCCACUGGUUUCCCAAGGGCCAGACAUUGACAUCAAAGAAGACGAGGAUGAAGUGGACACUGGUGGCGCUAUUCUGACCUUCUACGCGACCCUGAUUGACCUCCUGGGUCGCUGUGCCCCGGACCAGCAGCUCCUGAGCCAGGGACGGACUGAGCCCCAGCGGAUCCGUUCCAUUCUCUGUAGUCUGGUGCCGCUGCCUGACCUGGUCGGUGUUCUCAGUCUCAAGUUCGUCCUGCCGUCUCCCAAUAAAGUCUACGAGAAGAAAGAUGACGGUGUCGGUAAGCCCCUGGGUGCAGAUCUGAAGGGUCUUACUCCAAGCCACAAGGAAGCCAUGCUGCUCUUCCUAGAGAGAGUCUAUGGCAUCAAUGAUCAGGAACUGUUCUUCCAGCUCUUGGAAGUUGGCUUCUUGCCAGACCUGAGAGCUGCAACUACUAUGGACACGCCCAACACCCACGACCACGACAUGUCCCUGGCCUUGAACCGAUACCUCUGCAACUCGGUCCUACCCCUGCUGACGCGACACGCAGGCAUGUUCCAGAACGCUGACCAGUACGCCUCGCUGCUGGACUCAACGCUCCACACCGUCUACAGGAUGGCCAGUUGCAGGUCCUUGACCCGAGGUCAGCGGGACACUGUUGCGGACUUCCUCGUGGCCUUAACAAGGUAGGUUUGGAUUAAUUCAGCAAAUAAGAAUUUACAGGUCAUUACUGCAGGGCUGAGAUUUUUCACGGUUUUUCCUGAUUUCAGGAUUUUUAGUCAGGAUUUUUCCUGAUU